UUGCCGAGUCACCGCAGUGGCUGAGCUGCUGACAGGAGGCGGCGGCGGAGGAGGAGGCGAGGCAAGACCUGCGGCUUUGCCGGGCCACGGUCGCUUUAGCGCUAGGCAAGCUGACGGAGCCACGCCGGCCUCAGCCCUCUUGCAAACCUCCCGCCCCGCGCCCACCCCUCGAUCUGCCCGACUAGUCCGGGGCGGCCUAGUCUGCACCACCCACCCGGCUCCUGGGGCAGCCGCCCCGCGCGGUCCCGUCGGCGUCCCCGGCCGCGCCCGGCCCCCGGCCCGCUCGCCAGCCGGCACCAUGAUGGAGGAGAUCGACCGGUUCCAGGUGCCCACCGCGCACUCGGAGAUGCAGCCGCUGGACCCAGCUGCCGCCUCCAUCGCAGACGGAGACUGUGACGCCCGGGAGGGUGAGUCAGUAGCCAUGAAUUACAAACCAUCCCCGCUCCAAGUGAAGCUGGAGAAGCAGCGGGAGCUGGCCCGGAAGGGCUCCCUGAAGAAUGGCAGCAUGGGUAGCCCUGUCAACCAGCAACCCAAGAAGAACAAUGUCAUGGCCCGGACAAGGCUGGUCGUCCCCAAUAAAGGCUACUCCUCGCUUGACCAGAGCCCAGACGAGAAGCCACUGGUGGCCCUUGACACGGACAGCGAUGAUGACUUUGACAUGUCCAGAUACUCCUCCUCUGGCUACUCCUCUGCUGAGCAGAUCAACCAAGAUUUGAACAUUCAGCUGCUGAAGGACGGCUACCGGUUAGACGAGAUCCCCGACGACGAGGACCUGGACCUCAUCCCCCCGAAGUCCGUGAACCCCACCUGCAUGUGCUGCCAGGCCACGUCCUCCACCGCCUGCCACAUUCAGUAGCGGGUGGGGCCGCGGCGGCCGCCCGGGGUGGGGCCGCCAGGGGCCAGGUUGGGCCGGGCAGGGGCCAACCGCCCCCAGCCUGUCCACCUGCCCCCGGCCCCCGCGCCCCCUACAGCCGCCAAUCUCGUAACAGUCAUUGCUUCCUCCUAUGGUAGGACGUGUACCUCUGUGUGUUCAUGGAGCCGGAGAAACCAAAACCGGGUCUCUCUCUGCCCCAGGGGGGCUGAGGAGGGGAGGGGGCUGUUUGUUCAGUUACCUGGGGGACCUGGCCCAGCAUCCUGCCCCCUCCCCAAAGCUGCAGUCCAGUGGAGGAAAGGGGUGACUGGACUGUAGGGAGGCCAACAGUAAUGGGGGGGGGGGGGCAGGGGAGAUCACAAAGCCAGGGGUUUGGCCCCACCCCGGUGAAGCCAUGAACGCCCCAGCACCAGCCAAGGAAAGGGGCUGGGAGGUAGGAAGGCCCAGGGCAGUAGGGGCAGGGCUCAGCCCCUCAGAGCUCCCUCCACAUGCCCCCCUGCUGGCCCAUGUACCCUUGCAUUUGUCCCCUCAUCUCCAGAUGGGAAGCCUGGCAAAGCUGCCCAGUAGGAUUUUGUCCCCCACCCAUCAGAUCACUGCCUUCUUCCUCCUCUUUGCCCCAUUCACCCCCUUCCUUGCUCUCUGAAUUGUGUGGAGGGUGAGGUGGGCCUUAGAGACAGCCAGGGUUUAUGGUGGUAUAAUCUGUCCCCACCUGCCCCAACUAAUGCAUCUCUGUCUCUGCGCUCUCCAUCCCUCCCCCCACCCCACCCCCCGCCACCCCAAACACAAACACUUCUGUUCUGUUCAUGGGUCUGUGUCCCAGGCUGGAAGCAGGAAGUAAGGCUGGCCUCACAUGCGCCAUUCCAGUCUCACUCUAGCCCAAGAUCCCAGAGGCUGCUUCCCGGUAAGAAUCUUCAAGGAAGCAAGCCUAAGAGAAUACAGUGGCUGAUGUGUGUGGUAGAGAUAGUCUGGCAGAAUGUGUGUGUGCCUGGGGCUGUCAGGGUGUGUGUCUACAUCGCUGCACUGGGCCUCUCUCUCCCGAUGUUUGUGGUGUCCACGGUGGGGAAGAGACCGUGUGGCCUGUUAACAGUGGGAGAGGCUGCUCAGCAGUGCAGUGGACUGAGAGCCCGGAACUAGGGGUCAGAAGUCUAGGUCCUGGUCCUAGCUCUGGCGCUCUCCCCCUUAUCUCUCCCCCUUAUCUCCAAUAUCCUCCACUGUACAGUGAGCAGCAUCUGAAAUUGUUUUUAAGAUUAUUUCAAACCUGAAGGAAUUUCUUCAUAGGAAUUUCUGUGGACAUGGAUAGGGAAGUCUCUGUGUUUCUCUGAGCACACCUGGGAGUUUCCUGAGUUGCACGUCUGGGUGGGAAAGAAAGGGGACGUUCCUGUGGGACCUGUGUAUGUCUGAAUACAUGCGGAUCUUUUGAGGAAUGUGUGUGCGUCUGUGUGGGUGUCUGUGAAUGUGUAUGUGUGUGUGGGUAUCUAUUGUGUAUGUCGCUGUAUGGGGUGUCCAAGAGUCAGAAUGUAUGUACUGCUGCUUCUGCUGCUGUUACUCGUUGGUGGCAGGGGUGGGGGUGGUUGCCAGAAAAGCUGAGGAUGAAUAUCGAGAGGGAGGAGAUGGCCAAGGCUCUCCCCUCGGCCUGAGCAGUAUAGACCUGCCCCCAUGCAAAGAAAAACGAAAGCACAGCUAGCCUACUCCUGGUCAGCUCUAUGCCCCUCAAACCCCGUGUCCCAGGGCCGUUCCUCCAUGAUGAGCUCCCACACAUGGUGGCCAGUCCAUUCACAUGCUGCCAGUGUGUGCAGGACACACCCGUAGCCCAGGCCCUGGCUGCCAGUCCUGGGAGGUGGGAGUUGGAAGGGGGAGAGGGCAGUGAGGAGAGAGAGUAAGGCUGCUGGCUUAGGAGGGGUAGCACCUCUCCCUGCACCACACCCAGGGGCUGCUGGCUCCAGAGUGUUGAGGUGCAGCUCUCCACCCUCAACUCCUCCAAGUCACGCCUACCUUCUCUAGUGCAGGGACCCUGGUUAGAUGAUGAGAAAAUGCCCACAGGAGGCAAGGACAGAGAAGGCACCUGCAGGCCCCACAAGGCUCAUACUGGCACCCAUCUGAGCCCAUUUCUGCCCCCCUGGUCAGCAUCACUACCCCCUGUCAUCUGGGCCCCAGAGCCAAGCUUCCUAUUACUACCACCACCACCCCAGGCUCCUUGACUCACCCUUUGAGAACCGGGGUACCUCCUCUUUUCCAGGCAGGGGCCCCACCAAGGCUCAUUUAGACUGCUGCCUUUGCUGCUGACAUGCUGUGUGACUCUGGCCCACUGCUUGACCUCUCUGGCCCUGAGGAACAAGGGAAAGUCUCCCUCCCCACAAGAUAUACUUAAUUCCCUGGCAGGCAAGGGCUUCCAGCUAAGGCGGUGUAGCGGAGAGAAGUAGGAAGCUGGCAGCAAGCACCUUCUGGGUCUAGGGAGAGUGUGUGAUUCCCUCCUUCCCUAUCUGGGAGGUUGGAGGGGAGGAAUCGAGGCCUUAGCUUCCCCCUGCCACCCUUCCCCCUUGUAGAUACUGCCUUAACACUCCCUCUACCCUCAGCUCUGGCUGCCACCCAGCCAGGUUUCUCCGUGCUCACUAAUUUAUUUCCAGGAAGGUGUGUGGAAGACAUGAGCCGUGUAUAAUAUUUUUUUUAACAUUUCCAUCGCAGUAUUGACCAUCAUCCUUGGUUGUGUAUCGUGUAACACAAAUAAUGAUAUUAAAAGCAUCAAACAAGCCAGCCUCAGCGCCCUACCUGGGGUGGGGGCGAGGGGGAGAUGGGCAGGGAAGGGCAGAGAACUGAUCCUCUGAGCGCACG
Hippopotamus amphibius kiboko is the source of this 3700-nucleotide messenger RNA. It is a transcript of the gene FAM219A, whose product is annotated as family with sequence similarity 219 member A. Bases 299 to 856 code for a protein of 185 amino acids. The record is from RefSeq and is a predicted model, not a curated record. The transcript has 6 exons. NCBI's taxonomy places the organism in Eukaryota, Metazoa, Chordata, Mammalia, Artiodactyla, Hippopotamidae.